This is a messenger RNA of Penicillium argentinense, 1287 nucleotides long. RefSeq names its product glycoside hydrolase family 28 protein. Gene Ontology annotation, biological process: pectin catabolic process. NCBI's taxonomy places the organism in Eukaryota, Fungi, Ascomycota, Eurotiomycetes, Eurotiales, Aspergillaceae. Gene Ontology annotation, molecular function: polygalacturonase activity. Gene Ontology annotation, cellular component: extracellular region. The transcript is spliced from 4 exons. Bases 1 to 1287 code for a protein of 428 amino acids. The record is from RefSeq and is a predicted model, not a curated record.
AUGUUCACUGCCAGUUCUAACAAUCAACAGUCUGGAUCAGAACCAGUCGGUAUCCCAGCCGUGACCAGCACCGCCACUCCGGCCCUUAUUGUCGCUACAAGCACACCCCUUACCACGAAGACGACUUUGGUGAAGACUGUCCGACCUUCCACAGCCCAUUCGUCGUCGAUCGAGACCUCUGAGAUAACCGCAGCACCUACCAACCCCACUUCUAGUGCUGCUGUGGCUGACUCGGUCGCUUCUGGAUCCGCUUGCGUUGUGACUGAGUAUGCAUCCAUUUCCUCCGCUGUCAAGUCCUGCACCAAUAUCGUGCUUUCCAACAUCUCUGCGCCUCCUUCCAGCACUAUUGAUCUGCAGAGUCUUCAGACCGGUGCUACCGUCACUUUCGCAGGUACUACCACAUUUGGAGACACUUUCGAUGAUGAAUUUGAUCCUAUCGUUAUUUCCGGAACGGACAUCACGAUCACUGGUGCCUCUGGUCAUGUCAUUGAGGGUAACGGUGGGGCCUACUGGGAUGGCGAAGGUUCCAACGGCGGCCAGGACAAGCCUGACCAUUUUAUUGUGGUAAAGCAUGUCUACAACUCUGAGAUCUCCAACCUCAACAUCAAGAACUGGCCUGUGCACUGCUUCCAGGUCACUGGUGUUCAGCAUCUUACUAUCUCUGGUCUGACUUUGGACAACUCUGCAGGAGACGAGCCAAACAGUGCUAGCGGCGAUGAUGCGGCUGCUCACAACAGUGACGGUUUUGACAUUUCUUCUAGUGACUACGUUACCCUGGAGAAUAUCUCCGUCUAUAACCAGGAUGACUGCGUUGCUGUCACAAGUGGUACCGAGAUCACCGUCGACAACCUCUACUGCUCUGGCGGCCACGGUCUGAGCAUCGGGUCUAUUGGUGGCAAAAGCAACAACACCGUGGAUGGAGUGACGUUCAAGAACUCCCAGGUGGUGAACAGCUCUAAUGGCUGCCGUAUCAAGACUAAUUCCGACACCACUGGCAGUGUCAGCAACAUUACCUACCAGAACAUCACCCUCUCUGGAAUCACCGACUAUGGUAUUGAUGUCCAGCAAGAUUACCUGAAUGGCGGCCCCACUGGCGAGCCUACUAAUGGUGUUACUAUCGCUGGUGUUUCUUUCAUUGACGUGACGGGCACGGCCACUGACGAUGCCAAGGACUAUUACAUUCUCUGCGGUUCGGACAGUUGCUCCGAUUUCACUUUCUCUGGUGUUUCUAUCACUGGCGGUGGUGAGGCUAGCAGCUGCAACUAUCCUUCGAGUGGCUGUCCUUGA